AUGUAGGAAACUAACAAAGGCAGAACUUGCAAACAAAGAAGCUCAGUUCACACAAAAGAUUAGAAAAUAAAUACUGAAAGACGCAGUCUGAAUGUUGAUAUGAACAACUAUACGCCUAAGUAACCCAAAUGGGCUGAAAAGACUAUUAAAAAUAUGAACAGAUGUUCCUUUACAGAUCUUAGUGAAUAAGAUAAGAGGGGAUCUAUGAGCACCCUAGCUACAUUAACAACAAUGAGCACCGACUUUUAUGUUUAAGACGACGAUCCUAUUGAAGAGUAGACAUCUUCAAGUGAUGAAUCAUAGAGCAAUGUAAAAUUUAAAACAGAAAUGUGCAAAAAUUGGAGUCUGUUGGGUAGAUGCAAUUAUGGAAAUAAGUGUUAAUUUGCUCAUGGUUAAAAGGAGAAGAUAAAUCGAUAGUGUAAUUAGAAAUACAAAUCCAAACUCUGUCGAUCUUUCCAUUAAGAUUAUGUCUGCUUUUAUGGAGCUAGAUGCUAAUUUAUUCAUGAAAGUAGAAGUGUUGACCAGAUUCGAAAGGAUUUCAAAUCUUAGACUUCCUUCUAUUAGCCUUCUUCAAACUAAUUGAGAUUGAAAUCUUUUCAGCUCAUAACAAGCGAUUGGAAACAAGAAAUUCCAUUGCAAGAAUGUUUUCAGCUUUGGAAGACUAAAUUAUUAUUAUAGAUCAACAUAUCCUCAAGUAGUGAUUGA
Molecule: messenger RNA, 705 nt
Organism: Paramecium tetraurelia
Lineage: Eukaryota; Ciliophora; Oligohymenophorea; Peniculida; Parameciidae
Exons: 3
Molecular function (GO): metal ion binding; mRNA binding
Source: RefSeq, a predicted model, not a curated record